UUCUAUGUUUCCACAGAUGUCAAACCCCGUUACUGUAUAUAAUCUAUAUUUACAAAACUUCUUUAUUCAACUUUGUAUAUAUCAUAAGUUAUAGAAUAUUGAGAAAAAAUGACUAACACCAUCACUAUACGACGUACACUGACGACUUUCGAUGGUUGCAUCACGUUUGGCAGCUCAGCAUUCUGGUGAGGGGGAUUCUGAGGGUUUGUGAGUGUAUAAAGACCGGACUUCGGGCCGAAUCAUGUAUUGCACAUCCUAAGGUGCGGUGUACCAUAACCAUCCGAUAAUUAUUAUUUUUUUGUGAAAUUAAGAAACAAUCCUGAGUUCAACCGAAUCGACAGGUGCUGAAACUUCAAUAAGUAUGUCCUUUGAAGACUUGGUAACUGAUCCUUGCCGAGCAGUUAACAAAUUAGAAACAGAGGAAGCAACGACAGCCACCUGUGAUGAGAAUACAGUUAUGGAAAAUGUGUGUUCUCAUUACUUAGAAGGAAAGUGUAGAUUUGGCGACGACUGUUUCAACUUACACCCACCUAACGUUGAAGUGAAAAAAGUUACUACUACAAAACACAGUACUCAAAACCAAAAUAAAUCGGCAAAAAAUACCCGAAAAGUACCACCAGAGGUAGAAAACGAAAAAAAGAAACCUCUAAAGACAGCAGGAGAUGUGAGAAAGAGGAUACAAUGGGACCCGGAACUUCAGAAAGAAUAUUUCACAGUCGGAUAUUUAGACAGAUUUAUUGGUGUCGUGGAGAAACCUUAUACAGCAUUUUCCUGGGAACAUCUCUCCAUGGUGGACCUGGACCAGCUGGCUGUGCCACAACAUCGUAUCCAGUACUAUAAAUAUAAGGGUACUAAAGUGUGGGACAAAAAUGAGCGACUAGAUCAUGUAUUUGGGAGUGCAGGAAAUGGCAUUACCAUUCAACAAGUUAUUCGAGAAGUUGAUGCAGAGAUUGAAAAAAAUACUCAGACUUUCGAUUCAGACGAAGAUUCUUCAGAUGAUGAACUGAUAGUGCUGGGAGGAGUCUCAAAUUCUGGAAGAGGAUUAAUAUCAAAUAUUUGUGAGGGACAGGGACCAAAGGAAGUAUUUCUCCGUGCCACACACUUUUUCUGCAUUAAAGUAAAAAACGAUCAAGUGAAAUCAACUGCAGCGAAGGUGCAGGAAUAUGUGGUGCAGGGAGAACCUGUCCUUCGCAGCUGUGUCAUGCCCAACGAGUUACUACACGUCACUCUUGCUAUGGUCCGUAUCGAAACACCCGAGGCUAUGACUGAGGCUGUCAAUAUUCUGAAUGAUUUACAAGGCAGGAUUGAGAAAUUACUUGGACCAACACCAGAAGAUGUUGAGGAAAAUCCAGAACGUAUCAUCAGAGUUCGAGGACUGUCCACAUUCGGUGCCAGGGUGUUGUAUACGAAACUCCAAGUCCCAUCCUCCUUUACUGUCAUCGUGGACAUGUUGUACGAGGCUCUUCGUCGCGUCGAUGGUAUCACGGUAACCAAUCACUUCGGCUUUGUGCCCCAUAUGACACUGCUCAAGAUUAACAGGCCUACAGCUCGGGAACGCCGCUCAAAGUACUUCAACUCUAGCCUCUAUAGUGAUUACCUUGAAUGCGAUUUUGGCACUAUUGUGUUCAAUAACGUCCAUUUCUGUUGUAUUGAAGAUUUAAGGGGCCCUGAUGGAUUUUAUGUCACUUGCAGAAAGAUUGAAUUUUGAUAAUACACACAACGCUAUUGUAAUACUGGUGAUAACAGAUUAUUUAAUCAUGUGAGAUGUGUCACUCCUAUAAACUCCACCUAUUACCAAAUUUUACCAUACAGUAGCAGCACCAUUUAUCAUUUCAGCUGAUGUCUUAUCUCAAUGAUUAGUGAUAACUGAUAAUGGAAUGGUGAAACAUUUCAUUUCAUGCUAAGGCCCAGACAAAUUGUAUUUUCUGUUUUAGUUAAUUUUGUCUUCAAAGUUCAAUGUUGGGAAUUGGAAUAAAAAAAAAAUGGUGAAUCUAUAAAAUCUACAAAUGUAAUGAUUUAGACAUGUAAUCCAUAUUAGUGCCUAGCCUAUUUUUCAGAGAAUGAUUCAUUGAUUUUCAGUUGAACCUCUAUACAGUACAGGGUACUGUAUUUGUAAUUGAUGAUGAUGAGUGCAGUUACUACCUAUAAUCUCUAAUAUGAAUGCAAAGACCAUAGCUGUUUUAAGUGUAGUACAGCAAUUCAUUAUAUAAUAAUUUUAACAUCAAAAUAUUCAUUGUAAUGAUAUUUCUAGGAGUUCUGAUUGUGUUAAUGUCAUAAAUUAAUAUACAGUACUGUUGUUUGAUUAAA
Homarus americanus (American lobster) is the source of this 2307-nucleotide messenger RNA. RefSeq lists its product as uncharacterized. The transcript has a single exon. NCBI's taxonomy places the organism in Eukaryota, Metazoa, Arthropoda, Malacostraca, Decapoda, Nephropidae. The record is from RefSeq and is a predicted model, not a curated record. Gene Ontology annotation, molecular function: metal ion binding. Bases 362 to 1708 code for a protein of 448 amino acids.